AUGCCUAGAGAUCCGUGUAUUGCGCUUGUGGGGAAACCCUCUAGUGGGAAGUCUACCACCCUUAACAGUUUGACUGAUGCCAACGCCAAAGUCGGCGCCUUUCCCUUCACAACCAUCGAGCCUAACAAGGCCACCGGCUACUUACAAGUCGAUUGCGCUUGUUCCCGGUUUGGUAAACAGGACCAGUGCAAGCCAAACUACGGGUGGUGCGAGAACGGCAAGAGGUCCGUACCGGUGAUGCUUCUUGACGUCGCGGGGUUGGUUCCCGGUGCCUCGCAGGGCCGUGGGUUGGGGAACAAGUUUUUGGACGACAUCAGACAGAAUUCUGACUUGAUUGUACACGUGAUGGAUGUCAGUGGAUGCACGGAUGAAAACGGAAAGGCCACACGAGGCUACGAUCCGUUGAAAGACGUGGAGUGGUUGCAGGACGAGAUCCGCCUCUGGAUCGAAGGUAACUUGAAGAAGAGAUGGGGCUCCAUCGUGAGAAGACACACCGCCACCAAGGCGCAUGUCGUGGACACCUUACAGGCUCAGUUUGGUGGCUACGGUUCCACCGCCAAGGUAGUUGCUCGUGCCUUAGCGAAGAUCAAAGACUUGCCUCCUAUAGACAAGUGGGACGACGAGUGGAUCACCACAGUGGUUGCUGCCUUUAUAUCCGAGCGUUUCCCCACCGUCUUGUCGUUGAACAAGAUCGACCAUCCUGAUGCAGACAAGAAUAUCUCCAAGAUCAUGUUGAAGUACCCGAACACUAAGUGUGUUUUGACCAGUGCCGUAACCGAGGUAUUUUUGCGUAAGUUGGCGAAACAGAACUUUAUCAAGUACGAAACUGGGACUGAGUUCGUCGACACGUUGGAGGAUUUGCCAGACUCUGACUUGAAGCCGUUGGACGAAAAGCUCAUGGAGCGCGUGGACAACAUCCGUGACUUAGUGUUGUACCGCUUUGGCUCCACUGGGGUGAUCCAGAUUCUCCAAGCUGCUGCUGAAGUUCUAGGGUUGGUGCCUGUCUAUCCGGUGAGAAACAUGAACACAUUUUCCGGAAACUCUGGAGGAUUCGUGUUCAGAGACUGUCUCUUGGUGAAGAAGGGCACGCUCGUCGCCCAAGUGGCGAAGAUGAUUGUGGGUGAGGUGACCAUUGCGGCGAUUGAGGGAGUCGGUGGACUGAGAAUUAGUGAGGAGGAUACCGUGGACGUGGGAAAGAACGAUAUUAUGAGUUUCCGGAUUGUUCCGUCGUCAAAGGAGUAA
This is a messenger RNA of Babjeviella inositovora NRRL Y-12698, 1242 nucleotides long. RefSeq lists its product as uncharacterized. Gene Ontology annotation, molecular function: GTP binding; ATP hydrolysis activity. NCBI's taxonomy places the organism in Eukaryota, Fungi, Ascomycota, Pichiomycetes, Serinales. The coding region runs from base 1 to 1242 and encodes 413 amino acids. The record is from RefSeq and is a predicted model, not a curated record. Gene Ontology annotation, cellular component: cytoplasm. The transcript is spliced from 2 exons.